AUGUCUAAGUCGAUUACUAUGGAAGAGGUGAAGCAGCAUACUUCUCAGGACUCUGCCUGGGUUGUAAUCAAGGGUGACGUUUACGAUGUCACUGAUUGGCUCGACCAGCACCCUGGCGGCAGCAAGAUCCUGCUGAAGAACUCCGGCAAGGAUGCUACUGACAAGUUCGAGAACUACCACCCCGAGAAUGUGUUGAAGGAUGUCGGUUCGAAGUACAAGAUCGGUACUCUGGCGGACAAUCCGAAGCUCUGA
Molecule: messenger RNA, 252 nt
Organism: Malassezia sympodialis ATCC 42132
Lineage: Eukaryota; Fungi; Basidiomycota; Malasseziomycetes; Malasseziales; Malasseziaceae
Cellular component (GO): endoplasmic reticulum membrane; intracellular membrane-bounded organelle
Molecular function (GO): heme binding
Source: RefSeq, a predicted model, not a curated record